GAUCACCUAACUUUCAUUCCAGCCCCAUAGUGACUUGAGUUCCAGUCUGGAACAUGUCCACCCUAUUUGCUACAAGCGCUCUUCGGCCCGUAUCUGGUGUGCCCCCACGGGCCGCCGUUGUCCAUUUCGAGGAAGCGCCACCACGUGUAACUCCCGAUGCUGAAUCCUUGAUGCCAUCGCUUUUUGAAAUGAACGCUGUAUACGACCCGACUACUAUGACUGCAUGCUAAUCUCGUAUUUUUGGGUAUACAUCCAUUUGGGUCUGUCAUGUCUCAGCAUAUGUCUGUCUCCAGCAGCAACUGUUAACUUUCAGGCGGAUCGUUUCUACCAGUACUGCGCGAUGGCCUCGCAACUGCCUUACUGGCUCGCUCACGCUCAUCCGCCAACCUUCUUUUUAGCUAUGCUUCUGCAGUUCCUGCGGCCGCGAGUCUGUCCUUACAGCACGCACAGUCAUUGGAUGAUUCGAUCUAUUAAAAUAUUUAACAAGACACGAGGAGUGAAACACCUUGCUGAGAUUUCUCAUAUCUGCCAUAUUCUCAUGCGGCUUUUCAGGAUUCCUAGUUGGCCCUACGAGAAUUUUAAUUCAGCCCGGAAGAAACAUGGGCCACCGGGCCGUACUGAUUUGGAGCUUGGGAGACCCAAACAUUUCGCAUUUACUCUGCUAAUUUUAGCGAAAUUAUUCUCUUCCGAAGGCGUGUUAGGACCAAGAAUGCUGGCAGACACCCGAAACAACCCGACCCGAUGCGCGCUAGUCGGCAGUACAAAUUCAUAGGUCCGCUCUCGGUUACAUGGCUGCAUGAUUGUGGAGCUGAUUCCUAAAACAAGAGUCGAAAUAUGUGAUGCCAGAAAGAAUCGUGAAUGUUGGAUCAAAGAGAACGGGCGAACGGAAAAACUAUGAGUAUGGAAAUGAAAUACAGUGUACUUCGAAUUUCCACGGGAGGAGUGUGGAGAGGUUCUAUUUAUGUUACGUUUCGCCAAGGGCGAUCAGGAAUACUUUUCCGCGUGGUGUACCUUGGUGCGUCACUAGCUCUAAAAGCUUCGGACUUACUAAACUGCCUUUAUUUU
Desarmillaria tabescens is the source of this 1065-nucleotide messenger RNA. RefSeq lists its product as uncharacterized. Lineage: Eukaryota; Fungi; Basidiomycota; Agaricomycetes; Agaricales; Physalacriaceae. The record is from RefSeq and is a predicted model, not a curated record. The coding region runs from base 224 to 772 and encodes 182 amino acids. The transcript has 8 exons.